Symbiodinium pilosum is the source of this 1953-nucleotide messenger RNA. NCBI's taxonomy places the organism in Eukaryota, Dinophyceae, Suessiales, Symbiodiniaceae. The record is from the annotation of a GenBank genome assembly.
AUGAUGUUGAUCCUGUGCUUUGCCUUGCUUUUGCAAAGCUGCUCGUCUGACUGGGCAAGCAGUGUUCCAGCAGCCUUGGCAAGCGAUGAUGAGCGUCUGGCCCAGUCAAGUGUGUAUCAGAUGGCAGCCGCAACUGCUCUGUUUCUGCUCGCCAGCUGCGGGGCGAUCAGGCGUGCUGAGAUGGAGCAACCAUCCUUCAAAGUAAAUGGCAACCGCUUGCAGCUUUGGGAGUGCAUCGACUCAAACUCAGACCAGUCCUUCGACAUGUCCCAGUCCGGCAAGGGCCAUAUCCGGUGGUCAAACCAUCCAGACAAGUGUUUAGAUGUCCGGGAUCAUGGUGACUGGAAUGGGAACCAGUUUCAGAUUUGGUCGUGCGGUGCCAGCAACAGUGACCAAAACUUUGCACUCGAUGGCGGCGGCUCAUCUUUGCCGACUGAAGCUCCCGUUUCCGAUGGGUUUGACGUGAUUGUCAUCGGUGGUGGCCUCAUGGGCUCUGCAGUAGGAGCUCGGCUGGCGAGCAAGCUAGACGAGAACCAGUUCCGUGUGGCGCUGCUGGAAGCAGGAGGCGCUUCUCAAGCGAGCCUGGGCGGAACGGAGCCUCCUGCAUCCUGGCAAGGACGGCCGGGCCGCUGGGUGAACUGGGCCGACAACUUACCCUUUACACGGUAUGACGUUCCUGGCAAUUAUGAGGCUCUCCAGUGCUGGGAUAGAACAUGCCCGCAAUCCUGGGGCCAUGAUGUCCCCUACUUUCAAUGCAAGGUGCUUGGGGGCUGUGGGGUGAUGAAUGGAGCCUUGGUACAAAGGCCUCAUCCUGCAAACAUGGAGUCCUGGCCCAUUGGCUGGAAGAUGCCAGACUUGGAUCCCUACUUCAAAGAAGCUGCGGCCUUGUUUCAUAUCACCACCACGCCAAGCAAGGACGGCAAGCACUACCUGGAUAGUACUGGCGCAGAUUUCAUGCGUUCCGUGCUCGAGAAGGAAGGCUUUGUAAAGUCUGAUGAUAUCACCAAACGAGCUGGGGCAAUGAGCAUUCCACAUGUCGCAGCAAAGGAUGGGUUGCGUCAGUCGACAACCUCGGAACUCCUGCCCCAGGCAUUGCGCCGCAAACACUUCGAGCUGCACCUGGAAGCAGAGGCCAUGGAGAUCAUACACGAAGCAGGUCUGGCGAGUGGAGUUCGGGUCACGCAUGCCGGCCGCACAAAAGUCUUUCGCCUUCGACCCAAUGGUCUUGUGGUCAUGGCAGCCGGUGCGCUGAACACGCCGCGGCUUCUGAUGCAGAGUGGCUUGCAAGGAAAGGCACUUGGAGAAGAGCUGUCUGAUCACACUUUGGUUUCUCUGAUCUAUCGCACUCGCGAACAGUCAGCUUUUGGCGCAAAUGAGAGCUUUGACAUCAGGCCACCCAGUCCCAGCGCAGUAUGGCAGUUUACACAGACAAGAUCUGGUCCAUUGGCACAAUAUGGCCCAACUCUAACAGCAUUUCUGCGUGAUCCGUCAACCUCAGGCCCAGCAGAUGCAUACGAUGUCGAAAUGUGGGUCAACCCGAUCAGCCGUCCAGGCGAAGUCCAUGUCAGCCUGGCGCUGAUGCGCCCCACUUGCUCCAGAGCCACGGCCCACUUAGCCGGCGGUGCUGUAGGAUUGAAAAGCAACCGCCUCUACCUGGGCUGCAGUCGGGACAAGCAAACCAUGGCUUUUGCACUUAGUCAGGUGGAUAAGUGGCUCCAGGGGCAGGGAGCCCGGCGCGUUCGCAAGUCUAGCCCUGAGGCUAUGAGUCAUUUUGCAGGCACUUGUGGUUUGGGGCGUUGUGUGGACCCUUCCACGUUGAAGCUCCUGGGCACGGGCAAUGUGGCUGUAGCAGAUGCUUCCAUACUUCCUGGACAGAUUUGGGGACAUCCUUUCCUGACUUUGACUGCCAUGGCCUUGAAAGCAGCGGACCAUCUUGCAUCUUCUUUUGAAUGA